Messenger RNA from Geodia barretti, 866 nucleotides. NCBI's taxonomy places the organism in Eukaryota, Metazoa, Porifera, Demospongiae, Tetractinellida, Geodiidae. The record is from the annotation of a GenBank genome assembly.
GUCAAACGUAGUGAUGGCCGACUAAGUAGAGUCCGAGAGAAGCAGGCUGUGAGACAGCUGACCUCACUGCUGGCCCGAUUGGACAGAACCUUGCCCCGGGUCACUGCUCGGGACACCAGACGAGUCCUGGGAUCCCAGGAGAGACUGAAGUCACUACACGAGACAGGGAGGGAGGGGCUGUGGGAGGAGUUUGGAUUCUGUCUGGACGUGUGCGAGAGUCGGCUGACCGGAGGAGGGAGGGGCGUGGCCAUCUCACAGGGGAAAGUCCCCGCUGGACACCUCGUCGCACUGUAUCCAGGUACAGUCUACAUGCCCCAUGAGCCGCUGCUACUGCAGAGCCUCCGAAACCCGUUUGUUUUCCGCUGCGUCGACGGCGUGAUGAUUGACGGAAAUCACAGGGGUCUCUCCCGAUGGAUAUACAAGUCGUGUGCCUAUCGAGACGUGGUGGGAGGAGGGGACAUGUCAUGUGAUGUCACCUGGCUGACUGGUCUUCCGUCAAACCCUCUAGCAGUGGGACAGAUGGUCAACAACCACACUCGAGAGGUUCCCAGUAAUGUUGAGUAUGCGGAGGUGACCAUACCUUAUGACACGCUCCCACAGCAUCUGUGGAGACUCCUCCCCAAUGUCUACUACAGUGGCACGCUGCUAGGAGAAGAACAGUCAGGAGGUGGGGGGAUGAGGUGUGUUGUUCUGAUGAGCACAACUGACAUUGACCCUGGCACUGAACUCUUUUCCUCCUACCUCACUCUGGUACACACUGCCUCCUGACUCCCUCCUCCAUAUGCCACAAACGUACAUAAUAUAGCUCAUUGUGAAUUCUAUGGCGUUGCCUACUGGCCACUGUUUUAGUGCUUGUCGUCCUCCAC